This is a messenger RNA of Neospora caninum, 537 nucleotides long. RefSeq lists its product as hypothetical. Bases 1 to 537 code for a protein of 178 amino acids. The record is from RefSeq and is a predicted model, not a curated record. Gene Ontology annotation, cellular component: nucleus. Gene Ontology annotation, biological process: maturation of SSU-rRNA from tricistronic rRNA transcript (SSU-rRNA, 5.8S rRNA, LSU-rRNA). The transcript is spliced from 6 exons. Lineage: Eukaryota; Apicomplexa; Conoidasida; Eucoccidiorida; Sarcocystidae.
AUGACCGUCCUAGACAAAGACGAACUCUUCAGAAAGGCUGUCGCCGCCGUCCUCGCCCAAUGGACUAUUUUGAACCUCGCAGUGGAGCAUUCGUGGGGGGGGCGUGGGCCGCAGCGCCGCCGUCAAGAUCUCUACGAGUGGAUUAUUUCCACGUUUAGCACCAGUCGAGUGAACUCGACGUGGCUGGCGGGAGAGCUGAGCUUGAAGCUGGAAGGCAUGUUUCACGUGAUUGCCGAGGAUGAGUCCGACGUGGAAGUGGCGGAGCUUCUGGUAGCGCUCCAUUCUAGCACGCGUUGCGGCGACUUUUCGCUCGCCAAGGAAGUACUGGAGAGGCACCAGAGCUGCUCGGCAGCGGCAUCCGUUGACGGGUCUCGCGUCCGACACCCUGGGGCUGCGGGAGACAGCGUGGGUGGACAUGCAGGCCACGCCAGCGACUCGUCCUCCGAUCAGGAAUGUGACAUGGAGGAGGAUCUCGCUGGGCUCAUGGCAAGCGCAAGCAUGACGCCGAUAGGCUGCGACGGACCUCCGGUGGGCUGA